Galeopterus variegatus (Sunda flying lemur) is the source of this 4148-nucleotide messenger RNA. It is a transcript of the gene DIAPH3, whose product is annotated as diaphanous-related formin 3. The record is from RefSeq and is a predicted model, not a curated record. Gene Ontology annotation, biological process: actin filament polymerization; actin cytoskeleton organization. Gene Ontology annotation, molecular function: actin binding; small GTPase binding; microtubule binding. The coding region runs from base 2 to 3184 and encodes 1060 amino acids. NCBI's taxonomy places the organism in Eukaryota, Metazoa, Chordata, Mammalia, Dermoptera, Cynocephalidae. Gene Ontology annotation, cellular component: actin filament; cytoplasm. The transcript has 25 exons.
UAUGAAUUUAAAUGAAGAUAAAAAGGCACCAUUGCGGGAAAAGGACUUCAGUAUCAAAAAAGAAAUGGUGAUGCAGUACAUUAAUACUGCUUCUAAGACAGGAAGCCUUAAGAGUAUCCGGCAGAUCUCACCUCAGGAAUUGAUUUAUGAGCUGAAAAUGGGGUCUGCAGAUGAGAGACUUGUCACAUGCCUGGAGUCCCUCCGCGUGUCUUUGACUAGUAAUCCUGUGAGUUGGGUGGAAAGCUUCGGACAUGAGGGUCUUGGACUAUUACUAGAUAUUUUGGAAAAACUGAUUAGUGGAAAAAUCCAAGAAAAAGUUGUAAAGAAGAAUCAACAUAAAGUUAUACAGUGUUUAAAGGCCUUGAUGAAUACUCAGUAUGGCUUGGAAAGGAUUAUGAGUGAAGAGAGGAGUCUUUCCUUAUUGGCCAAAGCCAUGGAUCCUAAGCACCCCAGUAUGAUGACAGAUGUGGUUAAACUUCUCUCUGCAGUAUGCAUUGUAGGGGAGGAAAGCAUCCUUGAAGAAGUUUUAGAAGCUUUAACUUCAGCUGGAGAAGAAAGAAGAAUUGAUAGAUUUUCUUGUAUUGUGGAAGGCCUUUGUCAUAAUUCUGUUCAACUGCAAGUAGCUUGUAUGCAGCUCAUCAAUGCCCUUGUUACAUCUCCUGAUGAUUUGGACUUGAGGUUUCACAUCAGAAAUGAAUUUAUGCGUUGUGGAUUGAAAGAGAUAUUGCCAAAUUUAAAACGUAUUAAGAAUGAUGGCCUGGAUAUCCAGCUUAAGGUCUUCGAUGAGCAUAAGGAAGAAGAUUUGAUUGAGUUCUCCCAUCGCCUUGAAGAUAUUAAAGCUGAAUUUGAUGAAGCAUAUGAUGUUUACAACAUGGUGUGGAACACAGUUAAGGAAACUAGAGCAGAGGGAUAUUUCAUUUCUAUUCUUCAGCAUCUUCUGCUGAUUCGAAAUGAUCAUUUUAUAAGGCAACAAUACUUCAAAUUAAUUAAUGAGUGUGUAUCCCAGAUUGUAUUGCACAGAGAUGGAAUGGAUCCAGACUUCACAUAUCGAAAAAGACUAGAUUUAGAUUUAAGUCAAUUUGUGGAUGUUUGCAUAGAUCAAGCAAAACUAGAAGAGUUUGAAGAGAAAGCAUCAGAAUUUUACAAGAAAUUUGAAAAAGAGUUUACUGACCACCAAGAAACUCAGGCUCAAUUGCAGAAAAAAGAGGCAGAGAUUAAUGAGCUUCAAGCAGAGUUCCAAGCUUUUAAAUCUCAGUUCGGCGCCUUGCCUGCUGAUAUGAAUAUUCCUUUGCCCUCAUCAAAAGAAGAUGGGACUGGCCACCCAGGACUUCCUCCUCCCCCUUUACUGCCGUCUUGUGGAGGGGUGCCACCUCCACCCCCUCCACCCCCUCCUCCACUUCCAGGAAUGCCGAUGCCAUAUGGUUAUCCUGUGCCUCCACCACCUCCCCUGGGAUUUCUCAGUGGACAAAACUCUCCUCCUCCACCAACUCUGCCUUUUGGGUUGAAACCAAAGAAAGAAUUUAAACCUGAAAUCAGCAUGAGAAGAUUGAAUUGGUUAAAGAUCAGGCCUCAUGAAAUGACUGAAAACUGUUUCUGGAUAAAAGUAAAUGAAAAUAAGUAUGAAAGUGUGGAUUUGCUUUGUAAACUUGAGAAUACAUUUUGUUGCCAACAAAAAGAGAGAAGAGAAGAGGAUGAUUUUGAAGAGAAGAAAGCUAUUAAGAAAAAAAUUAAAGAACUUAAAUUUUUAGAUUCUAAAAUUGCCCAGAACCUUUCAAUCUUCCUGAGCUCUUUUCGAGUGCCAUAUGAGGAAAUCAAAAUGAUGAUAUUGGAAGUAGAUGAAACACAGUUGGCAGAGUCUAUGAUUCAGAACUUAAUAAAGCAUCUUCCCGAUCAAGAGCAAUUAAAUUUAUUGUCUCGGUACAAGAAUGACUAUAACAAUUUAUGUGAACCUGAGCAGUUUGCUGUUGUGAUGAGCAAUGUGAAGAGACUACGGCCACGGCUCAGUGCUAUUCUCUUUAAGCUUCAGUUUGAAGAGCAGGUGAACAACAUCAAACCUGACAUCAUGGCUGUCAGUACUGCCUGUGAAGAGAUACAGAAGAGCAAAAGCUUUAGCAAGUUGCUGGAACUUGUAUUGCUAAUGGGAAACUACAUGAAUGCCGGCUCCCGGAAUGCUCAAACCUUUGGAUUUAACCUUAGCUCUCUCUGUAAACUAAAGGACACGAAAUCAGCAGAUCAGAAAACAACACUGCUUCAUUUUCUGGUAGAAAUAUGUGAAGAGAAGCACCCUGAUAUCCUGAAUUUUGUGGAUGAUUUGGAACAUUUAGACAAAGCUAGUAAAGUCUCUGUAGAAACGCUGGAAAAGAAUUUGAAGCAGAUGGGAAGGCAACUUCAACAGCUUGAGAAAGAUUUGGAAACCUUUCCCCCUCCUGAGGACUUGCAUGACAAGUUUGUGACAAAGAUGUCCAGUUUUGUUAUUAGUGCUAAAGAACAAUAUGAGAAACUUUCAAAGUUACAUGAAAACAUGGAAAAGUUAUACCAGAGUAUAAUGGGAUACUAUGCCAUUGAUGUGAAGAAGGUGUCCGUGGAAGACUUUUUUACUGACUUGAAUAACUUCAGAACCACAUUCAUGCAAGCAAUAAAGGAGAACAUCAAAAAAAGAGAAGCAGAGGAAAAAGAAAAACGUGCCAGAAUAGCUAAAGAAUUAGCAGAGAAGGAAAGACUUGAACGCCAGCAAAAGAAAAAGCGCUUAUUAGAAAUGAAGACUGAGGGUGAUGAGACAGGAGUGAUGGAUAGUCUGCUGGAGGCCUUGCAGUCGGGGGCUGCCUUCCGCGACAGAAGAAAAAGGACACCGAAGCCGAAAGAUAUUCGGCAAAGUCUCAGUCCAAUGUCUCAGAGGUCUGUUCUGAAAGUUUGUAACCAUGAAAAUCAGAAAAUGCAGUUGACAGAAGGGUCACGUUCACACUACAAUAUCAAUUGCAACUCAACAAGGACUCCAGUCACCAAGGAGCUUAAUUAUAAUCUAGACACUCAUACGUCUACAGGAAGGAUCAAGGCAGUUGAGAAGAAGGAAGCCUGUAAUGUAGAAAGCAACAGAAAAAAGGAAAUGGAUCUUCUUGGCUCUGUUUCUAAAAACGAAUCAGUUCCCGAAGUUGAAGCCCUGCUGGCAAGAUUACGAGCCUUAUAAAUUAAACUGGUAAAAAAUGAUUAAGCCAAAUAUAAAGCCAUGCUCUAAGCUAUAACACUUGAAAAAAUUGCUUUUAUAUAAGUUACUUUAUAUAGUUUUAAAUUAUGAUAUACAUUAGAAAAUAAAGCUAAAUACACGAUUGCAAUGCUUUUUCUAUGUACUUGAGGUUUUGGCUUAUUCAAGAAGGUAAUGGGUUUUAACGCUUUUUAUGGCUCCUGGUAUUCAUCUGUUCUAUAUUUGGUGGCUAAAUUAUACAUAUUGCUUUAGAGAGCAGGUAGGUGGCCAUGUGUUCAGCAAUGUGUCCUCAGAAAAUACCAUCUUUCUAAGACACGGUAAUUUUUACUUUACUAUUUUCAACAUUAAUGAAUGUCAAAUCAUCAACCUCAAAUCUUGCUACAUAUCCAUGUAUAGUCCAUGUAUAUUAUUUAUAUAGGCCCAGGUUUCUCCUUAAUUGGGGUCUACCCGUGCUACCAGCAUAACAUCAAAAACAUGUAACUGACGAUAUCAAAGCUGUAGGAAAUGAAUGGUAACCUCAUGAUCAUCAUUGUCGAGUUCAUGUUAAUUAGACUCUGUAGGGGACUAUAAGCAAUUGAGCACAUUUCCAAAAGUGAUGCAAUGAGAAUGUAUGCACUCUCUCUACCCAAUGCAUGUUCUUUUGUAUAAAGUGAGUAUACACAGUGUUACAAUGCUGCUGAAACUCCUGGUCUUAGCCAAGAGAGCAUUUUUCCCCUGGUAAUUAUGACACCGGGCUAAAAUUGCCAUUUUGAAACUUCCCAAGUAACAAAUUUCUUGAUUUUUGUGGACAAACUUGUAAUUCCAAUAUUUUGAUAUGACAAUCACUAGCUUUGGCAAAAAUCUGAAUAGGUGUUCACAUGCAAAUGUAAUUUUACCUCAUUUGAGCAUCAUUGCUCUGUUAAUUCCAUAUCAAAGAAAAUAAACUUGCUACUUGCACUAAAUGAAAAAA